Telopea speciosissima is the source of this 573-nucleotide messenger RNA. Its product is annotated as eukaryotic translation initiation factor 5A-2. Gene Ontology annotation, molecular function: RNA binding; ribosome binding; translation elongation factor activity. NCBI's taxonomy places the organism in Eukaryota, Viridiplantae, Streptophyta, Magnoliopsida, Proteales, Proteaceae. The transcript is spliced from 6 exons. The record is from RefSeq and is a predicted model, not a curated record. Gene Ontology annotation, biological process: positive regulation of translational elongation; positive regulation of translational termination. The coding region runs from base 45 to 527 and encodes 160 amino acids.
GUCUGUGAGAGAGAGAGAGAGAGAAGAAAGAGAGACGGAGAGGGAUGUCGGACGAGGAGCAUCACUUCGAGUCUAAGGCCGACGCUGGGGCGUCCAAGACCUAUCCUCAGCAGGCUGGUACCAUUCGCAAGAAUGGUUACAUCGUCAUUAAGGCUAGGCCCUGCAAGGUUGUUGAGGUUUCCACCUCCAAAACUGGCAAGCAUGGUCACGCCAAGUGUCACUUCGUGGGGAUUGAUAUCUUCACUGGAAAGAAGCUUGAAGAUAUUGUACCUUCGUCCCACAACUGUGAUGUUCCCCAUGUUAAUCGUACUGACUACCAACUGAUUGAUAUCUCUGAAGAUGGUUUUGUGAGCCUUUUGACUGAAAAUGGCAACACCAAGGACGAUCUGAGGCUUCCGACUGAUGAUAGUCUGCUUACCCAGAUUAAAGAUGGAUUUGGCGAUGGAAAGGAUCUUGUGGUUACGGUCAUGUCAGCAAUGGGGGAGGAGCAGAUCUGUGCUCUCAAGGACAUUGGCCCGAAAAAUUAAUUUCCAUAAUACUAUAAAGCUAUAUAGAUAGGCAAAGAGAAACUAU